Molecule: messenger RNA, 867 nt
Organism: Dacryopinax primogenitus
Lineage: Eukaryota; Fungi; Basidiomycota; Dacrymycetes; Dacrymycetales; Dacrymycetaceae
Exons: 1
Coding region: 1-867 (288 amino acids)
Source: RefSeq, a predicted model, not a curated record
AUGGUGGCACUGACUGGAUUACGCGUCGACUACUCAAGGCUUGUGGUUUUGUAUAACGAAAAGUACAAGAGCCUCGUCAACCUAAGACGCAAUGCCUCGAGUCGACUGCAACACCGCUUGCUCAACAUAUCCAUGGUCGACGUAAAGCUUUUCCGCGAGGAGCUGCAAAGUGUACUCCUUCGACCCUCCGAGGACACGGGAAGUGGGAUUGACUGGCCAGCUUUGAUGGGGCAUGUGAUUGCAUCCCACGCCGAUCGGCUGUCCUUCCUUCAGCACAUUCUGCAUGCGCUUGAUCGUCACACAGAUAUGGGUCAGCGGGAGUACCACGAUGUUCCGCGCCUUAUUUCGGAUGUUCGACAACAAAUCAUGACGAUGCUUGCUCCGUGUAUUUCACGAGCAUCCUUCAGUGGGAUGAAUGGAACGAAACUCAAUGACACCUGGUUUGAGGCGACAAUGGAAAGAUGCUCGACACGAUAUACGUCCCAUCUUCCCGUAGAUCGUCUUUCUUCCCAAGAGCUAGUCCUGAAAACGGCGGUGGAGGAAACGAUGCACGAGAUCUGUCGCACGUUGUUAAUCGUCUGGAGAACAGCAUAUUCGGCCGAGGCCAUCAUACCGAGUUAUGAGCAGGUUGCUUUAGUGGAAACGUGGAUGGUAGAGAUAGACCGCCUGAUUAUGCGGCUUGAUUGGGUCGAGUGGCAGAGAUGUGAUCCACCAUGUUCCCCUGAUCAUUAUUGUUCCCUGCCUCAGUGGCCGCUUGAUGGUAUCAACGAUGGAACCGAGGACGUAUUUCCACACUGUAUCUCCAGAAUCCAUUAUCAUCCGCUUACCGAUAUCCGAUCUGUUUUCCCUUCCUCCGCUAUUCACUAA